AUGGCAUUAGUUCAUGCCGAAUUGACCGCUACUUGCAAUUCAUUAGGAUGUGCAGGAGCUGAAAAGUAUUGCAUUGAUCCGCAAUGUUCAGAGGCCGUUCGCGAUCUCAUCAAGUUUUUGAGACGUGAUGGAGAUGACCAUGAAAUCCGUCGCCACCUUGGUACAGCAAAUAUUGUGGAGACUGAUUUGUUACCAAUACUGGUCGAAUACUCAAACGAUUCAGAUUUGUUUGAUUUAAUCAUACGGCUAUUAGUCAAUCUUACAACGCCCGCAUUAUUGAUAUAUAACGAACAGCCACCCAUUGAGAAAACGCAGAGCCAAAAUUACUUGCAAAUAGUGUCACACCUACAAAAAUACAAACGAGCAUUUACAGACAUCAAUGUCUGGAAAAUAAUAGUGAAUAAAUUGGCAGAAGUUAUACAGGCGGAGUACCAUGAGAAAGGAGAAGAAAAAGUAUUGUCCACGGUGAGACUUCUCAUUUUAGUCCGUAAUAUACUGCAUGUGCCUGCAGAUAAUGAUGCCGAGUGUAGACCUGACAAUGAUGCAAACUUACAUGAUCAAGUCCUGUGGGCAUUGCAUCAGAGUCAACUCAUUGAUAUCAUCAUGUAUAUAACAUGUUCAGUUAAUGAAGAGCAAUACUAUUUACAUGCAUUAGAAAUUAUUUCACUCAUGCUUCGAGAUCAAAAAGCAGCAGAACUUGCAAAUGCAUCAGUCAAUCGUACUGAGACUGAAAAACAGAGGGAUGAACAUGAUCUCAAAGUAGUUAUGGAUCAAGAACGAAAAGAAAAGAUGGAUAAGCUUAAAAAGUAUAGUGGAUCGCGCCAUUCAAAAUUUGGAGGCCGAUACGUUGUUUCUGGUAUGAAAUCAAUUGGUGAAAACGAAAUGGUUGUUUCAUCAAUGACAUCUAACAUAAAUAAAGCUUUUGACCGUCACAAGAAACCUCUUAAAACUCCUCGUAACAGAUUACCUAUGAGAGAUGCUGGUAUUGAACGCAAAUCUGCGUUUAGUGUUAGACUCUUCUUAAAAGAGUUCUGUGUUGAAUUUUUACAUGGGGCAUAUAACAUGUUAAUGAAAUAUGUCAGAGAAAUGUUAGUGCGUUCAAAAGGCCAGCCCAAUGAUGAGUCAUAUUAUUUUUGGGCAAUGCAAUUUUUCAUGGAAUUUAAUCGCAAUUAUAGAUUUGAAAUUAAAUUAGUUAGCGAAACUAUGGCUUUAAACAUAUUUCAUUUUGUCCAAGAACGCAUUGAAGAAAGCCGUGAAAAAUUGAUAACUGAUAAAAAAAAAAUCCCUAUUUGGUCUAAACGCAUGCAUUUAGGACUUAAAGCAUAUAAAGAAUUAAUGGAAACACUCUUAGUGAUGUAUCAAAGUAAAAAUCCAACUUUAGAAUCUAGUGCUCGGACAAUUUUAACUAAUUUAUUUUACAUGGUUGAGUAUAGAGAUUUGCUAUUGAGUUUGCUACAUUUAUAUGAUGAAACAAAAUUCUCACAAAUUUACCUCAAGGAUCUUAUUGAAACAAAUCAUGUUUUUAUGAAACUUUUAGAGCAUGUAGGGAAAAAACAGCGUAAUUUGAUUGUGCAGUGCAAAGCAAGAAAGAAAAAGACUUCCAAAAAAACCAAAACUGCUACUCAAGUUACUCCAGAAAAUGAUGAUGAUAUGUGGAAUAAUUUCAGUCCAGACCUCAAAGAAAUUAUUCAAAUACGUGAACUAGCUAUUGAAGCCAUUGAAGCAAGACCUUAUGACCCUAUAUCUGAAGUGCCAAUGGAAGACCAAAAAGUUGAAGCCAUGCAACGUAUACGAAUACAUAUAAGAAAUAAACGUUUGGAAGAAUCUGUACAACUAUUAAGAGCUUCUAGGGAAGUUUGGCCCGAGGACAGUUAUUUUGGAAAACCAGGGCUAAAUAGCGAUGAUGAAUUAGACAUUUUAAAACAAAUUUUCCAUGCUGAUCUUGGAACGCCCAUAGGUUAUGAUGAAAACGUUACAGAAUCUAAUGAUUUAAAUGAUACCGAAAAUAUCAAUGUUGGUGAUGAGGAAGAAGAUGACGAAGAAGAGUCUAGUCAAAUUAGAACAGAAGAAGCAAAUUUUGAAUUCAUAGAUUUUGUAAAAAAAUUUGCAAAACCGAAAAUUUUACAAAACUGCUGUCUGCUCUUGAAAGAAUUUGAUAGUAAUUCUACAUAUACCAAUCAUGCAAUAGUGAAACUUCUCCAUCGCAUUACAUAUGACUGCAAGUAUAGUGCUUUGAUGUUUCAAGCUUCUGUUUUUCGAGUUUUUCAAAAAAUAUUUUCGUCCAAAAAUCCUAGUCACAAAGAAUUAAAACAUUUUGCUACAUUUAUUAUGAGAAAAUUUACGGAAGUAGCGAAAAAAAAUAAAAAAGUUUUUAUGGAAAUAUUGUUCUGGAAAGAAUUAAAAACCGCGUUUGAAAUUGAAGAAGGAUAUGAUGCAGAUCAAAAUCCUAAAACAAAUUGGAGCGAGGAACAAGAAGAUGAGCUACAUAGAUUACAUGAAGAAUAUACAAGAGAUAUGCCCGAUGAAGAUGAAGUGGCUUGGAUAUGCAAGAACCUAAUUAGACAGGACCGUUCAAGAAUUAGUGUUCUUAAAAAACUCAAACAACUUGAAAUCAUUCCAAUAAGGAAAGCAUCAAAAAUCAUAAGAGAGUUUUCUGAAGCUGAAAUUGUACAAAUGACUCAAUUAUUCCAAGAAUUUAAAGAUGCAAGCAAUCCAAUACAUUUAAUCAUGAAUAAAUUAGAUGUGAAACGCCCAAGAAAUCACAUAAUUGAUAAGAUGCUUGAAUUGGGUUUAAUUAAAGAUCGAGACGAGCUAAGAAAAAAAAAACCUAAGAAUUCUAAUAAAUCCAAGAAAAACCAAAAUAAUUCGAGCGAUGAAAGUAAUGAUGAUUUCAAUUCAGAUAAUGAUGAUACAGAACCUAUUUACCAUAGCUUAACUUCUGUUUAUGUAUUGAAUGCUAUUAAAAAAGUAAUCGAUAAAGACAUGAAAACCGCUCUAUUGUGGUUGAUUGGGAGCUUAGACGAGGCUGCAAACGAUUUAGAUGUAGAUGAAUCUGAUAUUCCCCUAUUGCCAUUGACUGAUGAAUGCAUGACAGCUGUUAAUGAUAUUGAUUUUCAAGAAAUGAUGCAAGCAUUAGGCAUACAUAAACCGUCGAGUAUUCAGGAAACCUAUUGGCGUAUACCGGGUAGAUGGCAAGCAAAUGAUAUCCGCCAACGAUCCACAACUAUCACAAAUGUGAUUGAAGGCAAUUUCGUGGCUGAUGACUUGACUAAUACAAAUAGUAGAGUUGACGACAGUAGUGAUGAGGAUGUGGGAGCAACGUUUGAAAGGAUAAGGCAAUCUCUGGCUCAAAACAGUGUAAAUGAUGAUCGGAAAACAGUAAAUACAUCUUUAAAAACAAACUCUUCAAAAAUUAAAGAAAAAUCCAAUGUUCCUGACUUUAGUAAAGAUAAAAUUGAAUUCAACAAAAAAAAUGGUCGUAAUAGAAAAACAUUUUUAUUAGAGGAUAGUGAUGUUGAAGAUGAUGUUACUUCAUUAAAAGUACCGUCAGAUGAUUGUGACAGUGGAGUUAGUGAGCAUAAUUUUUCGGUGAGAAAAUUAUUAGAAGACAGUGAUGAUGAUGACUUGGAAAAUAGUAUUGUUUCAAAGAAAAAAAAGAAAACCGUAUUUGAAGACAGUGAUGAAGAAGAUAGAAAAGCUAAUCAAAAUAUUUCAGAACAAGUUAAUAGUGAACAAAAUGUAGUUUCUACUAAAACCAUAGUAGAAGUAGACAUUGAUGCAGACAGCAGUGACGAGGAAAAAACUGUUUUUUCAACAAAAAAUAAAGCAAAAACAACCUUAUUAGAAGAAGUCACAGAUUUUACUACGAGAUCUCAAUUAGAUGGUAGCGACGAAGAAGGUUUUGAUAAGAAUCAUAAAAGAAAGCCAUCGUUGACAAACAGUGACUCAGAAGAGGAAAUUGGUGGGUUUGUAAAAAAAACAAAAUACUUCAUUAAUGAUGACAGCGACUAA
Macrosiphum euphorbiae (potato aphid) is the source of this 4011-nucleotide messenger RNA. NCBI's taxonomy places the organism in Eukaryota, Metazoa, Arthropoda, Insecta, Hemiptera, Aphididae. The record is from the annotation of a GenBank genome assembly.